Messenger RNA from Trypanosoma theileri, 5487 nucleotides. RefSeq names its product putative protein phosphatase 2C. The transcript has a single exon. NCBI's taxonomy places the organism in Eukaryota, Euglenozoa, Kinetoplastea, Trypanosomatida, Trypanosomatidae. Bases 1 to 5487 code for a protein of 1828 amino acids. The record is from RefSeq and is a predicted model, not a curated record. Gene Ontology annotation, molecular function: cation binding.
AUGAAUAUCCCUGGCAGUAGUAGUAAUUCUAAUACUAAUAUCAAUAAUAGUAAAGGCAUCACCAAUAAUAAUAAUAAUAACAACAAUAAUAAUAAUAAUAAUAAUAAUAAUAAUAAUAAUAAUAAUAAUAAUAAUAAUAAUAAUAAUAAUAAUAAUCCUCUUCUCCAUAUGGAGGAAGUCAUCUACACCCCUGAUCGCUAUGUACAUCAAAAGACCUCCUCCUCCUCCUCCGCAUUCGCAUCACCGGCGCCCUCGCAGAAAAACAACACGCAUGAGAACAUCACACUUCCACAAAUGCCCCCGCAGUUUUUAACCCCAACUGUUUUUUCUCGAAAGACAUCCGGCCGUUUUCUCAGUAGCUCCACUACACCCAUUCGAUCCCUCGCUAUCCCCCUAUCAACUGAACUAGAGCGUGGAGGUCCACAACAGCAACAACAACAACAACAACAACAACAACAAGGAGGAGGGGAGGAAGAAGAAGAAGAGGAGAAGAAGGAGUCAAAACUACAAAAUCAACAACAACAACAACAACAACCAUUAUCAUCAUCACCAUUAUUAUUAUGUGAACCAUCAUCAUCAUCAUCUCCACUGGAAACGCAAAUCUCGCAAAAGAAACCAACACUUUCAUUUAAAGAGAGACAACGACUCUCUGAGGAGAAACGUCACGAUGUAUGUAAAGAACAGAGUGCGAGACCCAUACCCGGUAAUCAAACAAAACCCGGUUUAUCCCUACAGUAUCAACGUCCAUUGGGUGUUAUUAGUUUUACGGCGAGGAGUAAUAGUCGAUGUAAUAGUUUUAGUACCAAAGAUGAUGUCUUUGCCCCACGAUCGCCCAGUGUGAAGUCUCCACAGAGUACAACAACAAUGACGAAACUUUCGUUUAAAGAACGUCAACGGUAUGGAGUUGUUGUUUCGCCACCCCAUCAUGUUGGACCACUUUGGCAACAGGGGAGACUAUCUAUAUCUCCAGCAUCAUCGCAGUGUACAGAUAUGAGAAUACAACCGGAACCACCACAAGAAAAAAGACCAGAAAGACAAUCACAACAAUCACAACAAUCACAACAAUUACAAUUACAAUUACAAUUACAACCACACCCACCGGAAAAACAACAGGGGGAGUUGGUUCUUAGUAGCACCACACUUGAGGGUGCGGCUUCUUCCUUUUCUAGUACAUGGCCCCCAUCUCGUGUGGAGAGUAGUGGGACGAUUACACCACUAAAAGAAGUUCCCGAUCUAAAGAAGAAGAAGAAAAAGAAUAAAGAUGACAGUUAUAGUUUUAGUCCACGACAGAACUCACCGAGAGCAUUACGGAAAGAGAAAUCUUUACAAGGGAAUGUGCAUGUGAAUACGAAAGAUACAAAUAAAUUAGUAACAGGCGCUACAAGAGAGCGUCAGGGCGAUAAUGUACUUCGAUGUAAAUCAGAACCCACUAUGAAUACCUUACGGACAAAUGUUGAAAUACCCAAUCAACAGAAAAACAACAAAAAUAAAGAACUUGACAAUCGAACGGAAAAUAAGAAACAGAAUAAUAAUAAGAAGAAUAAUAGUAAUAAUAGUAAUAAUACUAGGACGAGACAAAAGGAUGAGUCACCAAGAAAAACAACAACCACAACCACAACCACAACAUCAACAUUAUCACAAUUUCGUGAAGGGAAUGAACGAUUAAAGUCUACGAAUUCUCUGUUACCACCGACGAACUCAAAUCGACGUCUCUCACCUCUCGCCUCUUCUCAGUCUGUGAAUCCAAGAGAUGUGGCCCCGAAAGAGUAUACAAAUAGAACCAGCAAAAGUGAUAAAUGUAUGGAUGAUGUCAGUUCAUCUAACCGAAUCCCAUCACCUAGACGAGAAAGUGGAAAUGCAAAGAAACAGAAGAAAGAGAAGAAACCAAAAAAACAAGAGAGUUAUACACCUCUGGUAUCACCUACAACCCUAUUAAAUGUCACUUCCUCCUUCUACCAAGGUGAUCAUAAUACCAACAUUACAAAACUGGGACAAGAUAAUAAUGAUAUCUCAAUGAAUGUUCCACAACAAAACUCUGCAUUUUUGAUGAGUACAACUUCAACUCAAACUGGAUUUUAUAACAGUUAUGAUCGACGUGAACGUGAUAAGAUGUUAAAACGUCCAACCGCAGCAGGACCAUUAUUAUCACCAACAACAACUGUAGGAACAAACCUCUUUUCACCAAUUCCAUACUCAGGGGAAGUAAGUACAUCUACCUCCACGGCAGUAGAUAACUUUAUGCAAUUAAUGCAUCAACAGGAAAGUGGUCAAUGUCAUUCCAUGUCGGUAACAUCCAACUCACGUAUGGAGAGAUCAGUGCCCCGCACACAAUCACCCGAAACCACUUCUGCUUUAGCAGCCACUCGUGAUAAUAGACGCAAGAGUAGUUUUUCAAGUCUUUACUUCUCUAUGAUAAAAAAGCAAAAAUCACAGCAUUACACCAGCCUUACAGGGUUUCCAAGUCAGACAAUGAUGGAUGAGGACACCAUUCGUGAGGUGCGUGGGGAUAGUAUAACGGAUGAUCUUUUAGAAAUGGACUGUAAUGACACCUUUGAAGGAUCACCUAAUAAGGUUGGAUUAAUAGAGACAGAAGAACAUGUGUUUAUCCCACGUUAUGAGUUACUGCAGGAUGGUAGGACGCCAUUUGAGAGUUCACUGAUUCGUAUUCGAGCAGCUAGUAGAUCCAAUCGAAACAAAACUAAAAGGGCUGUUAAUAGUAAUGAGGAGGCAUGUAUGUGUAGUUCUUCACUGAAGGAUGUUGUAAAGUCAACAAAAGGUGAUGGUAGUAGUAAGAAGAAGAGGAACAGAAGAAGUAGUAAGAGAACUAGUAGAUAUAAUAAUAAUAAUAAUGAUGUCGAUGAUGAUAAUAAUGAUAUUGAUGAUGAUGUUGAUGUUGAGAAUGAUGCGUUUGUAUUUGGAAGUGUUUCACCCAUAUAUACAACCGAUCCGGCAGAUGAGGAUCCACAGGUGGAUUGCAAGGUUGCCGCACGACUUAUUUUUGAUGCUGAUAAUGAAGUUGUAAUCAUUUCAGGUAAUGAAGAGGUUGGAAAGUACAUCAAUCAACCUGCACAGGAUGGAGAUAAUUAUAUGAAUGCUAAAUCCCAAACAGGGGAUGAAGAAAGAGACGCUUCACGUUGUGCAUGUAGUAGAGAUUUUAUCACAAGACAUUUACGUGGGUUUGAUUACACUAAACAUCAUGCGCAUAAAUUAUAUCAUCAUUGUGUUUAUUGUAAUCGUCGUCCUGCUGCAUUUCUUUGUCUACACUGUCUCAAAUCUACCUGUCCUUCACAUGUUACCAAACACUACCGAGAAUGUGAAGAAGAAUGUACUUUAUUUCUUAAUCAACUUGAUAUUAUGACAAGUUUUGAUCGUAUAUUUUGGUGUGAAAAGUGUAAUGGAUUUACAUGGAAGUAUACAGAGGCAUAUGAUGCCCUAGUAGAUCAUCUUGCCUAUACUCGUGGAACCUAUCUUGAUGAGGCUGUUCGAGAUAUCUCUUGUGUUGGGUAUAAUGUACUAUUAAAAAAACCACAACAACUGGCUCAAUACUCUAGUAUCAAUUUAUCUCCAGGACGAGAACCGGGAUGGCUUAGUGUUACUGCAAGUCCAAAUAUGAUUGUUUCCCUAUCACCAUCAGUGGCAGCUUCUCCUGUCUUGUUACCUCUAGAUGAAGGACAAGGACGUGGUAUGGCUCUACCGAAUAGUACCAGUUUUCGUACGAAUGCCAAUAGUAAUAAUAAUAAUAAUAAUAAUAAUAAUAAUAAUAAUAAUAAUAAUAAUAAUAAUAAUAAUACCAAUAGUAAUAAUAACAACAACAGGAAGAAUAUUAAUAUUGUGGAUCAAAACAGUCACACUGGUAGAUGCAGCGGAUCCCCACGGCGACGACCAUUUCAACGGGAUGUUGCGAGUCUAUUGAAUGAUCAUGAUGUACUUUGUGUAAGAGAGGCGGUACCUAAACUGGUUUCACUUGGAGCCAAAGUGCAAGGCUGGCGAACAACACAAGAAGACGCUGAGGCCGCUUUUGUGAUUGAUAUCCCUGCAUUUACAUCAACCUCAGAAACAAAAGCUGAAGAGAUGGAAGAGGAUGAAUCACCAGAGACAAUUGCAAUGGCUGUGUUUUGUGUAUUUGAUGGUCAUGGUGGGGAUGCGGUGGCUAAACUUGCGGCAAGUCAAUUCGAAUCGCAUCUACGCAAAGCCGUGGCCUCUGGACGUCACGAUGAUGAACAGGCACGUUCACUUUUACUUCAUUUAGAGAUGGAGUCAUCAUCGCAGGUGUUUUCUCUUGGGGAAAGAUCCCCCACAGGGACGCGGGAUAGCGUCUGCCAUCGUCCACCCAACAGUAUGGAAGUAAACAAUAACAAUAAUAAUAAUAAUAAUAAUCAUGUGGUUGAGAUUAAUGUAGCGGAUCGUGUUCUCACGGCUCAGGCAGUACAACGGCAUAUUGAAAACACCAGAAAAAGACACUCCACCUCUCCCUCAUUCUCACCUACGGCUGAAACUACUACAAAAGACGGCGUUGUUGAACCUCGUGGUGUUGUUAAUACUACUACUAAUCCUACUAAUCCUACUAAUCCUGCUGCUGCUGCUGCUGCUGUUGGUGGUGGUGGAGGUGUGAAAGAUACUCGUGUUGGUUGUUGUGGUAGUCCUAUGUUGACGCCUGGUACAACUGGUGUUUGCAGUACCGGUUCCCCACUUGUAUCUCGACAAGAAAUGGAGAUGUUACGUGCCUACUUUGCCAGCAUUAUGGAAGAUGCCCUUCUCUCUUUAGAUGAUGCCCUGCGGCAUAGUGUAGAAGGACUACGUGGGGAUUAUCACAGCACUGGCUGCACGGCGUGUGUGGUGGGCAUCACGGCAAACUUUAUUCUCUGCGCGAAUGUUGGCGAUAGCGGGGCGGCGGUGUACACACCGUGUGGCAUUCGCCGCAUCAGCACCACGCAUCGAGUGGCGGACGAAGUGGAGACGGCCCGAAUUCACGCGGCGGGAUAUCAUUUGAGUGGCGGCCGCAUUGAAGGCCGACUGGCAGUUCCCCGCGCGUUGGGGGAUUACGACUUCAAACAAUGCGGCGGGCGGGGGGCGAGGGAGCAGGCGGUCGUCGCGCUGCCGGAUGUGACCAUCACUCCCGUCCCAACAGCCGCGGAGGCCACUCGCUGGGGUGUUAUUCUCGCCUGCGAUGGGGUGUGGGACAGUGCGACGCUGCACCAGGUCCAUCAUGCGAUUGUGAAUGCGCAGAAUGAUAUUGACGUGGCGGGAUCGGCAAUGGAUGCGGUGGUGCGGGCACGAGAGAUGGCAACAGCGCUGCGGCAUACACAAACAACAACAACAACAAUGAAAGGAGGAGAAGGAGGAGGAGGAGGAGAGGCGGCUUCUGUAGAUGCAUUGUUGUUGGCAUCGGCAGCGGGUAUCUUUGCACAGUGUGUGGCCCCGAGUGAUAAUGAAGAGGGUAUUGGGAUGGAUAACUGCAGUGUGAUUCUGAUAGAAGGACGGGCAUAG